Musa acuminata subsp. malaccensis (wild Malaysian banana) is the source of this 853-nucleotide messenger RNA. Its product is annotated as PLAT domain-containing protein 3. Gene Ontology annotation, molecular function: protein binding. The record is from RefSeq and is a predicted model, not a curated record. NCBI's taxonomy places the organism in Eukaryota, Viridiplantae, Streptophyta, Magnoliopsida, Zingiberales, Musaceae.
UGACCGACUGACGUCUAUAUAUGUACUUAACCCUGACGCCACAAUGGUGCGUUGCAAGCGAUAGAAAGAUGGGUCGAUGCUUGAUCGGACACUGUGUGCUUCUCCUCGGCCUCAUCCUCGCCAUCGUCCCGUUCGUCGCCUCCGAGGAGGAGGAUGAGUGCGUGUACACGGUGUACGUGCGGACGGGGUCGGUGUUCAAGGGGGGGACGGACGCCACCAUCGGGCUGACGCUGGGGGACGCGGCGGGGCGGGAGGUGGCGGUGGCGGACCUGGUGGCGUGGGGCGGCCUCAUGGGCCCCGACCACGACUACUACGAGCGAGGCGCCCUCGACGCCUUCAGCGGCCGCGGGCCCUGCGGCCUGGCCACGCCGCUCUGCCGCCUCAACCUCACCUCCGACGGCGCCGGCGCCCACCACGGCUGGUACUGCGAGUACGUGGAGGUCACCGCCACUGGGCCCCACACCCUCUGCUCCCAGACCCUCUUCUACGUCCGCCAGUGGCUCGCCACCGACGCCCCGCCCUACCGCCUCUACGCCACCGUCGACGGCUGCGCCCAGCCCGAGGCCGCCCCCAACUCGGAUCACCGCCGCCUCGUCGUCGGCUCCCAAACCGACUCUUCUUCCUCCUCCUCCUCCUAAAGCCCGAUCUCGAGAUCUCGUUGCCUGUUUCCGUUUUGGCUUCCUUGAGUUGUCUGUGUGUGGCUCGUUUCUGCAACGAACAUCUUGACCGCAGUUAUCGUGUGAUCCUGGAAUAACGAAGAAGAACGAUCGAUGAUGUGUUCUUUGAUAUGCUUUCCUCUGAUUUCGCGAGUGCUUCAUUUAUUUUCCUUCUUAUUUUAUUCCAUUUUUCUGGA